UUCCCCACGCCAACGGAGAAGCAGAACACAAGGAGCCCGAGUCCGAGGGUGUGUGGAUGAUUUUUUUCUCACAUAUAAAAACUGAUUUUUUUUUUUCCGGAAUCGAAACUGACGCUUAAGGGAUUUCGGAGGAAAGUAAGAAGACGGGUUUAAAAAAAGAAGAAGAAGAAGAACUCAGACAGGGUGCCCCUGCGCAGUACAGCAUCCUCCCUCUGCAUCUGUUUCUCAUCUCUCCUCCUUUGCCUCUGCGCUUUUUACAAGAUUCCCGAUUCUCCCACACUGCAUAUCCCCAGUGACUGAUCACUUAUUGCAAGCCGAGAGGUGCCCUUUUUCUUUCUUUUGUCGGAGUUUGAACCACAUUUCUGAGCUGCUGGGAGUAUACCACCAGAGCCCCUGAGAGCUGGCUGGACUGUAGUUUUCGUCUUCCCGAUACAGGCGGAUCAUCGAGGGGACCUUGCGCGGAGUCAAAAGGACUGGAAAUUAUUUAGCCCUCUCACAUCGACGUGCCGCAUGGUGGGAAUUUCUGCCUCUUUUCAGUAUCGCACUGGGAAGCGCUCCAUCAUGCCCGACUCACCUGCGGACGUCAAGACACAGUCCAGGUUGACCCCCCCUACCAUGCCACCCCCACCCAGUACACAAGUAGCACCCCGUAACAGCUCCUACACACCAACUACAUUAACCAAUGGCAGUAGCCACUCCCCAACGGCGCUCAACGGCGCUCCAUCUCCUCCAAAUGGUUACAGCAAUGGUCCUAGCUCAUCCUCCUCAUCGUCUCUGGCCAACCAACAGCUGCCACCAGCCUGUGGUGCCCGACAGCUCAGCAAGCUCAAGCGCUUCCUCACUACUCUACAGCAGUUUGGGAACGACAUCUCACCUGAAAUUGGCGAAAGAGUCCGCACAUUGGUGCUGGGAUUAGUGAAUUCCACUCUGACCAUCGAAGAAUUUCACUCCAAGCUGCAAGAAGCCACCAACUUCCCUCUGCGACCUUUUGUCAUACCCUUUCUGAAGGCCAACCUGCCGCUCCUUCAGAGGGAGCUGCUGCACUGUGCCAGGCUGGCCAAGCAGAACCCGGCUCAGUACCUGGCCCAGCAUGAGCAGCUACUCCUGGACACCAGCACCACCUCCCCAGUAGACUCCUCAGAGCUCUUGCUGGAUGUGAAUGAGAAUGGCAAAAGGAGGACACCAGACAGAACCAAAGAGAACGGCUUUGAACGAGACAGCGCUCUGCAUCCGGACGUUCACCCCAGCAAACGGCCCUGCACUAUAAGCCCUGCCCAGCGUUUCAGCCCAUCCAAUGGACUCUCCUACCAACCCAACGGUCUGCCUCACCCAGGCCCACUCCCUCCACAGCACUACAGGCUAGACGACAUGGCCAUUGCCCAUCACUACCGCGACACCUACAGACACCCAGCGUCUAAUCAUCGAGAGAUCCGGGAGAGAGCAAGGCCCAUUGGUAUGCACGCAGGCACGAGGCAGGAGGAAGUGAUUGACCACAGGCUGACAGACAGAGAAUGGGCUGAGGAGUGGAAGCACCUUGACCAUGUAAGAAAACUGCUCAACUGCAUCAUGGACAUGGUGGAAAAAACAAGGCGCUCACUGACGGUACUGCGGCGGUGCCAGGAGGCUGACCGUGAGGAGCUCAACUACUGGAUCCGACGAUACAGCGAUGCCGAGGAGCUGAAGAAAGGCGCUGUUAGCGGGCAGUCGAGGCAGCAGAGCCCUGCAGCACAAGAAAACACAACUUCAGAAAUUCACCGGGAGCUCCUGCACCGGCCUGUCUCUGGCUACGUCCCUGAAGAGAUCUGGAAAAAAGCUGGUACGGGAGGCUUGACUUCCUCUGUCUCCACACUCUUUCCAGAAGAGGCUGUGAAUGAGGUGAAGCGGCAGGCCAUGUCAGAGCUGCAGAAAGCCGUGUCAGAGGCUGAGCGCAAGGCUCACGAAAUGAUCAGCAGCGAGCGGGCCAAGAUGGAGCGAACAGUGGCCGAAGCCAAGCGCCAGGCAGCCGAAGAGGCGCUCUCCAUAAUCAACCAGCAGGAGGAUUCCAGCGAGAGCUGCUGGAACUGCGGACGGAAGGCCAGUGAGACAUGCAGCGGCUGCAACACGGCACGCUACUGUGGCUCCUUCUGCCAGCAUAAAGACUGGGAGAAGCAUCACCAUGUGUGCGGUCAGACCCUGCAGGCUCAGCAGCAGCAGCAGGCCAGCCAGCAGCAGGGAGGGGUUCCGGGUUCAGAGACCCCCGCUCCCAUCAGCUCCUCCGCUUGCACCCCAAGCAGCGGGACCGGGAGUCCGGCUGCUACCCCCCCUGCUGCCACCCCUCGCUCAUCCACCCCUAGCACCCCGUCCUCCUCUGCCCUUGAUGGCACACCACGCUAAGAAACUCACACAGAGGUAGGAGGCAAAGGCUUCCCAGGUGUAACAGCCAGCCCUCAACCCGACAACUAUCGUGGCUGUCUACAUUGCCCUGCAAAGAUGCUUAGAUACUAGAAUGAGACGGCAAUACUUCUGUCUAUCUUGCAGCGUAGUCAUAGAAGGAGGAAGAGGAAGUCCAUAAUCAGGUCAUAUUGACUUGCCAUGACUUUAAAGAAACACAAAGAUAUUCUUUGUUUUGAAUGAAUGAAUUUAAAAGUUGACAUUCUUUUACUGUUACACUUGCUAUUCUUGUUGACUGUUUGUCCUUGUACCUGUUGUUGUUAAAGUUGUCGUCAUUGUAGCUUAUCUUAUUUUCCCCUGUAAAUAUGAAGAGACUGAUCAGAGAUAGCCGUGAACUCAAGACAAGUAUAUCUGACCUGCCCUUUUCAAACGUUUUUAUUUUUCAUCCUGGAGUCAGUGGUUAUUUCCUUCCUGUACACGAGACUAGUCAACCUCAGACAUUUAUCAAACAGCAUAUCACGGGGAAUGUAACUGUCUCGGAGAACACUUUGGGAUAAGAGAGAUAUUAGAUUUAAGAAUCCUGAAAGACACACAGAAGGAUGAAUAAGCAUGUUCGCUGCCUGGAGAGGGGAGAGGGGAUGGACUGAAUCUCCGGCCCACAGACCGCCACGAAACGGGCAGAUGUGCAGCAGAUUGCCAGCUGUUCAACCAAUGUUAUUUCCCUCUCACUUGUAAUAAUAUCCAGGUCAGUGGUCUGGGAAAUACAAAUCCAUUUCUCUGAUGUAAAAGGAAGAAUUCUUGGAUAAGAUACAAAAACCUUGCCCACUGCACACUUGGAGGACGGACCAAAUACAACUCGAUCGCUCGGUGGGUCACAGACGCUCUCAAACAGGAAGUGAAGUCAUCAACCCACUGGCAAGACUGUCAAAUGACCUCGACAGCAGGCUCGGGAAACAUAGACUCGCCCCAGACAACCUCCCCUCCUAUCUCGACUCUGACAACAUUUUUCAUCUUUCUUCACAUUCUUACUCGUUUUCUGUAGAUGUCAUGGUGUUUAAGACUUCUGUCCUGUGGUGUCACCAAUGGUUAUUUAUUGUAUAUGUGUUGGACAAUUGUGACAAUGCAUAGUACUUCAACCAGUCACAACUCUAAGUCCUUCAUAACUCUUUCUCUCUAGCUGGUGCAAAAAGAGAUAAAAAAAAGAAGUGUUAUCUUUUCUUUUUUUUUCUUCCCCAAGCUGCUUCUUUUCUAUUCUGUGUAUAAGUGGUAGAUUCCUUGUAGUUCUAUAAGUUUUCCUUCCCUACGUCCUCAAGAAAAGACACAAGCUAUAUCUCAGAGCUGCUACUUGAGUCCGACCCAGAUCUUUUCUGAGAACUAGCAUGUUGCGCGGAAUGCUAACCUAAAUGUUUUGUACAAGGGACAUACAUAAAUGUAUUUGCACUGUCACAGAGGUUAUCUCGGCAUGCUUCUUUUCAGCAUACUUGUGUUGUCGGUAUAGAGCCAUAACUCAUCAACUCAUUUUGUAUGUAGUAUUAGCAUCUUCUAUUCUCACUUUCUCUGGAUGGGAGGAGAUGGAAAAAUGUAAACCACCAAACCCAUUCCGUUCUUCUUUUUCUCUUUUUUUCGGUUUUGUUUUUUUUUUACUCUGCGUGCUAAGAAGAGCAGCCAUAACGUCUUUUAUUUCCAUUGUUGUUGUUUAAAUAGUUACAACAGUGCAUGCACAUUACUGAACGUUUGUUAAAUAUUUGUUAUUUUUUAGAAAAAAAUGAAAAAACAACCAAAAAAAAUAUAAUAAUAAUUUAAAAAAAACAAUACAAAAAAAUUAUUCUAACAAACUAACUUUCCAAAUGCAGAGGUGUAGACUCCGAUUGACAGCUUUAACACUGCAAAGCACCAGGUAACACGCAGUAUUAACACAAGAGUUAAACAUAAAAACACCAAAAACAGCCAAAGACUGACACCAAGGACCAAAAUCCUGAUUUAAACGAUUUUUGAAAAGAGGUUUGUCCACUCAGACAUUCGGGCAUUCGUUUCUCCAGCUUUUGUUCAUAUUUCCAUGAACAAAAAGAAAACGACGUCCAGCGCCAGAAGAUUCAUUUAUCUUUACCAUAUUCUGGAAACCACGAGCACUCGUCUCACAUUGUGGAAUAAGAAGGUGUGAAUUGACCCCAAUGAGCGUGCAGAGCGGAGAUACACUUUAACUGCAGCAAUAAUAGCUAAUGUGACACAAACGCAACUUCUGAAACCAUUUUUGAAGCGAUCCUCGAGAUUUCUUUCCUUUUUUUUAAUACACAUUUUGUCAUUACACAACUGUCAGAUUCAGUGCCCAUUUCAGCUUUAAGCAGUUAAGUUUUUGAUUCGCAGAGGUAAAUGUGAGACUGGGCUUUCACACCAACGCCAUUGUACUGUAUUUAUUUAUUUAUAUCAUUUGGGUUAAUCCAUCGCAAUUUUGUCGAAAACCUUUAGCGUAAAUCAGACAAACCUCUCAAUCGCAGUACGAGAGCACUUACCCCGACACUCACCCCAAACACCUUGGUGCUACACAGAAGCGCGUUACAAAUUCUGACCUCAAGGAACAAGUGGAGGCCCACAAAGGUUUCGGGGCAGUUUGCUCCCUCUGUACUUCCUCAUCUCUCCCUCCUUGUCUAACUACAACAUACACUUGCAUUCUUGACUUUAAAGGGUUAAACAAUCCAAAAAGGUGUCUGACACCCUACUAGCGACUUCUCAGAAGCUGUGAAGAAACAGCCAAGCUGUUUUAACACUAGUGUAUUUAAAGGUAUACAACAAAUAAUGUAUGUGUUCAUAAUUAUCAGGGCAAAAUCUGGGUUUAAAAAGAAAAAAAAAAGAGAAAAAAAAGCUAGGAAACACGAUCAUUCAAUGAUGCUUUGAGAAGCGUUAUUGUUAUUUUUUUUUCUUUCUUUCUUCCCUCCUCUAUGUGUGUUUUGCUACAAAUUCCUCGGUGGCAAACAAGUCUCACUCUACCUCUUACAGCACGAUAAGAGCAUCAGUCACGGCGCUGAUACUGGUCUAGUCGAAACCAAAUGGGCACAAGAGAACAGGAAAAUAUAAAACCCAAAGUCGAAGCUCAUACAGCUGCAAAACCAUAUCACUACUUGGUAACAAUGCAGACCUCAUAAAUAAAUGAAACCUAAAUAGAAAUGAGAAAAAAAAAACUUUUGUUAUGUUCCUUUAUGCCUGUGGCAUUUCUAGAGUACAUCAAGAGUUUGAAUUGUUUGAACAGAUUUGAGAAAAUUGUGCUAAUUUUAAAGAAAAGUGUUGUCGAUUCCUAUCUCGACGGCACAAGCUAAGGUCACAGAUAAGAAAUGUUUCUCUUGCUCUUUUUUCUUCCCUGUUUCCCCACCGCCUUUUCUCCUCUUUUUAUAUUGUUUUUUUCUCUGUUGUUAAGACAUGCGGAAGUGCUUGUCGAUUUGUCAGCUGGGGGAAUAUACAAAAGGUCAAUCUUUGAAAAGAAAAAAAAAUUGAGGCUAUGAGUUUAGGCAUGCCUGUUUUUCACAAUGGGGGAAACGUUAUUUAAAUUUCCUACUUAACAUGAAACAAUAGGGAAAUGGAGGGGCCGACAGCAAACAGCAAGGCCGUAGCAUUAAUUUGGGGGGGAAGGAGUUGAACUUCAGGGGUGGGAGGGUUUUUCCGUUCUCUUGAGAAAAUUUAUUGUGAGAAAAAAAAAACAGAGCUCAAAUAAUUUGAAGUUGUUGUGCAAUACUUAAUUAAGACAUGAAAACCACAGGUUAGUGGUAGGCUGACGCUAAGCGGUCUUUCCAUCGCUUACUGUCAGUGUCCUCUAGAGAGCUUUCCAGUCUACUAUGUCAGAACUGUGGUUUCUUGUUGAUUUUAUUUUCUUUUUUUGUUUCUUAAUUUUAAUUCUUUUCUUUUUUUGGGCUGUAAACUAUGGUCUGUCAGUCUGUGAAACUUUGCAGUAUAAUUCUGGUAUUGUUGUUCUUUACGGUGUAAUAAAUAUGUUAAUU
This is a messenger RNA of Pelmatolapia mariae (spotted tilapia), 6356 nucleotides long. It is a transcript of the gene runx1t1, whose product is annotated as RUNX1 partner transcriptional co-repressor 1. The coding region runs from base 511 to 2373 and encodes 620 amino acids. Gene Ontology annotation, molecular function: transcription corepressor activity. The transcript has 11 exons. Gene Ontology annotation, biological process: negative regulation of DNA-templated transcription; DNA-templated transcription. The record is from RefSeq and is a predicted model, not a curated record. Gene Ontology annotation, cellular component: nucleus. NCBI's taxonomy places the organism in Eukaryota, Metazoa, Chordata, Actinopteri, Cichliformes, Cichlidae.